AUCAUCUCCUUAGACCAAAAUGGCUCCCACGCACACCCUCUUUGUCCUUUUUUCUUUUGUGGCUGUAGCUGCAUUGGUCUCAUCAGCAUCAAUGGUUGAGUCGUCGAGAUCAAUGUCGAACCCCUCUUCAAGCCUUUUGGUUCGGUUGAAGCUUGAGGGUGAACCUUCCAACUGCUGGGAGUCACUGUGGCAACUCCAAGCAUGCAGUGGCGAAAUUGUGACAUUUUUUCUGAAUGGUGAGACCUACCUCGGACAUGGUUGCUGCGCAGCAAUUAGGGUGAUCGGACAUGAUUGCUGGCCCAACAUCGUUGCCUCUCUGGGGUUCACCGACGAAGAGAGUGAUGUAUUGGAGGGUUACUGUGAGGAAGUUGUUCUUCAUUCUCCUCCUCCACCACCAAAAUCUAUGCUUCUUCCAUAAAGGAGUUAACUUUGGUGUUUGUGGUUCACCAUGAAUAACAAAUAAUAGUGUUUUUUUGUUUCAUUUUCAGUUUUAUGGAAAUCACGAUUAUG
Messenger RNA from Vigna unguiculata (cowpea), 510 nucleotides. RefSeq names its product egg cell-secreted protein 1.1-like. Gene Ontology annotation, biological process: double fertilization forming a zygote and endosperm. The record is from RefSeq and is a predicted model, not a curated record. NCBI's taxonomy places the organism in Eukaryota, Viridiplantae, Streptophyta, Magnoliopsida, Fabales, Fabaceae.